AUGGGGGAAGUGAAGCAGUACAGUGAUAUUGGCUUGCCUGUGUUGGUAAUGAAGAGUUCUGGAGGCAGAGGUACAAUCAGAUCAGCUGUGAACAGCUUACAUAGCAAAUCUAAUAGAGUUGAAGUAGUAAUAAAUGAUUCUUCAUCUCCAGCUGUUGUUGACAGAAGUAAUGAAAGCAUUAAGCACAACAUUAAACCAGCCUCAUCCAAAUGGAGACACAACCAGACACUCUCUUUGAAGAUCAGGAAGCAGAUCCUGAAGUUCCUAGAUGCGGAGAAGGACAUUUCAGUGCUGAAGGGGACGCUGAAGCCGGGGGACGUCAUCCACUACGUCUUUGAUAGGGAUAGCACCAUGAACGUCUCGCAGAACCUGUACUGGGGGGGGUGGAGGUGCAAUCUGGCCCCUGUCCAAGAGUACUCCCAGGACGUGGGCAUGAAGACAGACCUGGUGACUAUGAACCCCUCGGUCAUCCAACGGGCCUUCGAGGACCUGGUAAACGAGACUUGGAGGGAGAAGCUGCUGCAACGCCUCCACAGCCUCAACGGCAGCAUCCUCUGGAUCCCGGCGUUCAUGGCCAAGGGGGGCAAGGAGCGCGUGGAGUGGGUGAACGAGCUCAUCCUGAAGCAUCGCAUCAACGUCAGGACUGCCUACCCCUCGCUGCGCCUGCUGCACGCUGUCCGAGGGUACUGGCUAACGAACAAGGUGCACAUCAAGCGACCCACCACCGGCCUCCUCAUGUACACCUUAGCCACUCGAUUCUGCAACCAGAUCUAUCUCUACGGCUUCUGGCCCUUUCCCCUGGACCAGAACCAGAACCCGGUCAAGUACCACUACUACGACAGCCUGAAGUAUGGCUACACCUCGCAGGCCAGCCCGCACACCAUGCCCUUGGAGUUCAGAGCCUUAAAGACGCUGCACCAGCAGGGAGCCUUGAAGCUGACUGUGGGGGAGUGCGAUGGGGCCACGUAG
Egretta garzetta (little egret) is the source of this 969-nucleotide messenger RNA. RefSeq names its product ST8 alpha-N-acetyl-neuraminide alpha-2,8-sialyltransferase 2 (gene ST8SIA2). Bases 1 to 969 code for a protein of 322 amino acids. Gene Ontology annotation, biological process: N-glycan processing; oligosaccharide metabolic process. Gene Ontology annotation, molecular function: alpha-N-acetylneuraminate alpha-2,8-sialyltransferase activity. The transcript has 6 exons. Lineage: Eukaryota; Metazoa; Chordata; Aves; Pelecaniformes; Ardeidae. The record is from RefSeq and is a predicted model, not a curated record.